Molecule: messenger RNA, 3459 nt
Organism: Mya arenaria
Lineage: Eukaryota; Metazoa; Mollusca; Bivalvia; Myida; Myidae
Product: mucin-2-like
Exons: 7
Source: RefSeq, a predicted model, not a curated record
UCUACCGGGCCUACUACUGGUUUACCUACCACCACUACUACCGAGCCCACUACUGGUUGGUCUACCACCACUACUACCGAGCCCACUACUGGUUUACCUACCACCACUACUACUGAGCCCACUACUGGUUUACAUACCACCACUACUACUGAGCCCACUACUGGUUUGUCUACCAUCACUACUACUGAGACCAACACUGGUUUGUCUACCACCACUACUACUGAACCCACUACUGGUUUACCUACCACCACUACUACCGAGCCCACUACUGGUUUGCCUAUCACAACUACCACCGAGCCCACUACUGGUUUACCUACCACCACUACUACCGAGCCCACUACUGGUUUGCCUAUCACAACUACCACCGAGCCCACUACUGGUUUACCUACCACCACUACUACUGAGCCCACUACUGGUUUACCUACCAACACUAUUACUGAGCCCACUACUGGUUUACCUACCACCACUACUACUGAGCCCACUACUGGUUUACCUACCACCACUUCUUCUGAGCCCACUACUGGUUUACCUACCACCACUACUACUGAGCCCACUACUGGUUUACCUACCACCACUACUACUGAGCCCACUACUGGUUUACCUACCACCACUACUACUGAACCCACUACUGGUUUGUCUACCACCACUACUACUGAGCCCACUACUGGUUUGUCAACCACCACUACUACUGAGCCCACUACUGGUUUACCUAACACCACUACCACCACUUCUACCGAGCCCACUAAUAGUUUACCUACCACCACUACUACCGAGCCCACUACUGGUUUACCUACCACCACUACUACUGAGCCCACUACUGGUUUACCUAACACCACUACUACUGAGCCCACUACUGGUUUACCUACCACCACUACUACCGUGCCAACUACUGGUUUACCUACCACCACUACUACCGAGCCCACCACUGGUUUGCCUACCACCACUACUACUGAGCCCACAACUGGUUUACAUAUCACCACUACUACUGAGCCCACCACUGGCUUACCUACCACCACUACUACUGAGCCCACUACUGGUUUACCUACCACCACUACUACCGAGCCCACUACUGGUUUACCUACCACCACUACUACCGAGCCCACUACUGGUUUACCUACCUCCACUACUACAGAGGCCACCACUGGAUUGACUACCACCACUGCUACUGAGCCCACUACUGGUUUACCUACCACCACUACUACCGAGCCCACUACUGGAUUGACUACCACCACUACUACUGAGCCCACUACUGGUUUACCUACCACCACUACAACUGAGCCCACUACUGGUUUACCUACAACCACUACAACUGAGCCCACUACUAAUACCACCACUACUACUGAGCCCACUACUGGUUUGUCUACCACCACUACUACUGAGCCCACCACUGGUUUGUCUACCACCACUACUACUGAACCCACUACUGGUUUGUCUACCACCACUACUACUGAGCCCACUACUGGUUUGUCAACCACCACUACUAUUGAGCCCACUACUGGUUUACCUAACACCACUACUACCGAGCCCACUACUGGUUUACCUACCACCACUACUACCGAGCCCACUACUGGUUUACCUACCACCACUACUACCGAGCCCACUACUGGUUUACCUACCACCACUACUACAGAGGCCACCACUGGAUUGACUACCACCACUACUACUGAGCCCACUACUGGUUUACCUACCACCACUACUACCGAGCCCACUACUGGAUUGACUACCACCACUACUACUGAGCCCACUACUGGUUUACCUACCACCACUACAACUGAGCCCACUACUAAUUUGCCUACCACCACUACUACUAAGCCCACCACUGGUUUACCUACCACCACUACUACUGAGCCCACUACUGGUUUACCUACCACCACUACUACUGAGCCCAUUACUGGUUUACCUACCACCACUACUACUGAGGCCACUACUGGUUUACCUACCACCACUACUACAGAGGCCACUACUGGUUUACCUACCACCACUACUACCGAGCCCACUACUGGUUUGCCUAUCACCACUACUACCGAGCCAACUGCUGGUUUACCUACCACGACUACUACUGGGCCCACUACUGGUUUGCCUAUCACCACUACUACCGAGCCCACUACUGGAUUGACUACCACCACUACUACUGAGCCCACUACUGGUUUACCUACCACCACUACUACUGAGCCCACUACUGGUUCCACCACUACUACUGAGCCCACUACUGGUUUACCUACCACCACUACUACCGAGCCCACUACUGGUUUACCUACCACCACUACUACUGAGCCCACUACUGGUUUACCUACCACCACUACUACUGAGCCCACUACUGGUUGGCCUACCACCACUACUACUGAGCCCACUACUGGUUUACCUACCACCACUACUACUGAGCCCACUACUGGUUUACCUACCACCACUACUACAGAGGCCACCACUGGAUUGACUACAACCACUACUACUGAGCCCACUACUGGUUUGUCUACCAACACUACUACUGAGCCCACUACUGGUUUACCUACCACCACUACUACUGAGCCCACUACUGGUUUACCGACCACCACUACUACUGAGCCCACCACUGGUUUACCUACCACCACUACAACUGAGCCCACUACUGGUUUACCUACCACCCCCACUAAUGGUUUUUCUACCACCACUACUUCUGAGACCACUACUGGUUUGCCUACCACCACUACUACAGAGCCCACUACUGGUUUACCUACCACCACUACUACUGAGCCCACUACUGGUUUACCUACCACCACUACUACAGAGGCCACUACUGGUUUACCUACCACCACUACUACUGAGCCCACUACUGGUUUACCUACCACCACUACUACUGAGCCCACUACUGGUUUACCUACCACCACUACUACUGAGCCCACUACUGGUUUACCUACCACCACUACUACUGAACCCACUACUGGUUUACCUACCACCACUACUACAGAGCCCACCACUGGUUUACCUACCACGACUACUACUGAGCCUACUACUGGUUUACCUACCACCACUACUACAGAGCCCACUACUGGUUUACCUACCACCACUACUACUGAGGCCACUACUGGUUUACCUUCCACCACUACUACCGAGCCCACUACUGGUUUGCCUAUCACCACUACUACCGAGCCAACUACUGGUUUACCUACCACGACUACUACUGGGCCCACUACUGGUUUACCUAACACCACUACUACCGAGCCCACUACUGGAUUGACUACCACCACUACAACUGAGCCCACUACUGGUUUACCUACCACCACUACUACUGAGCCCACUACUGGUUUACCUACCACCACUACUACCGAGCCCACUACUGGUUUACCUACCACCACUACUACCGAGCCCACUACUGGUUUACCUACCACCACUACUACAGAGGCCACCACUGGAUUGACUACCACCACUACUAUUGAGCCCACUACUGCCCACUACUGGAUUGACUACCACCACUACUACUGA